CUCAAAACCCUAAAUUUUCUUUCCGUUUUCUCGCUCUCCGGAAGCCCCCCUCCCCCUCAAAGCUCUGCACCUCAAUCAGUCAUUGUUGUCGCUUUGUGCUCUGUAAAGCAGCCAUUAUUGCUCUUCUGCACGUUGGCUAUUUAAACACCAAAAAGCUUAGAUAAAAUAUAAUGAAUUAAAUAUGUUGUAUUGGACACCUUGUCACGUGCUGGCCAGCGAAUGUCAUUGGGGGAUGAGUCCGUCUUCUUCUUAGUUUGAUUUCAUUUCAUUUUCCCAUAUAUAAAUCUUCAAAAACGUAUUCAGAACACUGUCAAUCUCUCACUCCAUCGGUUUCUCCUCCCACUACGCGUUCAAGCUUUUCCCAUUUCAGGCUAACGUCCGUUCCUCUGCGAUUUCGAUUCUCCUGUUUUUGAUCUACCUCUGCAUCUGCAUUUGCGUUUGAGUUUGUGUUUCAUUUGCCUGAGGUGCUUCCGUACUCUACGUCUCUAUCCCUCUUCUUUUUUUUUUUUCCUCUCUACUUUUUCUAGGGUUUUGGGUUUUUGUCGGAGUAUUCGUGCUAACUUUUCACCGUUCGUGUGGUAGAUCUUUGUGUUUCCUAGUCGAAUAAACUGUUUUACUACUAGAUGUUGACUGUCUGUGCUGUAGAUUUGUACUUUAUGAUGUGGAUUUCACUUUUCAAGUGAUGCUUACUGUUUUUAUGUAAAAAUUUCAUUAUAGAGAUUGGUUUUAGUUGUUUGUGUGGGACAUUUGGAAUCUUAGUUACAGUAUGUGUUUCCUGAGGUUUUGGAUCAGGGAGGGGCUUGUAUUAUGUUUGUUUUCUGGAGUGCAUGAGGUUUCACAUUGUUAAACAAGCAGAUCCUGAACUGAUUUUUAUGAGUUCCAGUUUUUUCUUUUGGUUUUUUAAGUUUAUGUUUAUACCUCAAUUCUUUGACAAUGUAUGUUGCUCUUCAUUUGAAGUUUUAGUGGGAUUGUUGUUGAAUCCCUUUUUUUUUGGGGGUGUUCUGUGUUACUUUCCUAUUGCAGAUCUUUAAAAGUGAAAAGAUUAUCUACAUUUCCAACUAUGUCGGAUCUUGAGGCCCCCCUGCGCCCCAAGAGGAAGAAAAUUUGGGUGGAUUAUUUUGUUCAAUUUCGAUGGAUAAUUGUGAUCUUUGUUGUCCUCCCUGUCUCGUUCACAAUAUACUUCCUUACAUAUCUUGGAGAUGUCAAAUCUGAAUCUAAGUCCUUCAAGAAGCGUCAGAAGGAACAUGAUGAAAAUGUGGAGAAAGUUGUGAAACGUCUCAAAGAGAGGAACCCUUCAAAGGAUGGCCUUGUGUGCACAGCCCGAAAACCCUAUAUUGCUGUUGGAAUGCGUAAUGUUGAUUAUAAGCGAGCUAGGCAUUUUGAGGUUGACCUCUCAGCAUUCCGCAAUAUCCUGGAAAUUGACAAAGAGAGAAUGAUUGCAAGAGUGGAGCCUUUGGUUAACAUGGGGCAGAUCACCAGGGUUACAGUCCCAAUGAAUCUUUCCCUCGCAGUUGUUGCUGAGCUUGAUGAUCUUACUGUUGGUGGCCUCAUCAAUGGCUACGGGAUUGAAGGAAGCUCUCACAUCUAUGGCCUCUUCUCUGAUACUGUUGUGGCUUAUGAGAUUGUUCUUGCAAAUGGACAAGUUGUUAGAGCUACUAAGGACAACGAAUAUCAAGAUCUUUUCUAUGCUAUUCCGUGGUCUCAGGGAACAUUGGGGCUUCUUGUGUCUGCCGAGAUAAAGCUUAUCCCUGUUAAGGAAUAUAUGAAGCUGACUUAUAAACCUGUUGUGGGCAAUCUAAAAGAGAUAGCAGAGGGUUAUGUGGAUUCUUUUGCACCCAGAGACAGGGAUCAGGAUAAUCCAGAGAAAGUUCCAGACUUUGUUGAAACCAUGAUUUAUUCUCCUACAGAAGCAGUUUGCAUGGCAGGGAAAUAUGCCUCAAAAGAGGAAGCCAAGAAGAAGGGCAGUGUGAUUAAUAGUGUUGGGUGGUGGUUUAAACCUUGGUUCUACCAGCAUGCGGAGAAGGCACUAAAGAAAGGGGAGUUUGUAGAGUACAUACCAACUCGGGAAUAUUACCACAGGCACACUAGGUGUCUGUACUGGGAGGGAAAGUUGAUCCUUCCUUUUGCCGAUCAGUGGUGGUUUAGGUUUCUUUUGGGGUGGAUAAUGCCACCCAAGGUGUCUCUGCUCAAGGCCACUCAAGGUGAAGCUAUCAGAAAUUAUUACCAUGAGAUGCAUGUCAUUCAGGACAUGCUUGUUCCGCUUUACAAGGUUGGGGAUGCUCUAGAGUGGGCCCACAAGGAGAUGGAGGUAUAUCCUAUUUGGUUAUGCCCACACAGAUUGUACAAGCUCCCUCUCAAAACCAUGGUGUAUCCUGAACCAGGCUUUGAGCUACAUCGCAGGCAGGGAGAUACGCAUUAUGCUCAGAUGUACACGGAUGUGGGAAUAUACUAUUCACCUGGCCCCGUUUUGAGGGGUGAAGUCUUUGAUGGUGCGGAGGCUGUCCGACGUAUGGAGAACUGGUUGAUUGAGAAUCAUGGGUUCCAGCCACAAUAUGCCGUGUCUGAGCUGACUGAGAAGAACUUCUGGAGGAUGUUUGAUGCUUCACUAUAUGAGCACUGCAGGAAGAAAUAUGGAGCUGUGGGAACCUUUAUGAGUGUUUAUUACAAGUCAAAGAAAGGACGGAAGACUGAGAAGGAAGUGCAGGAAGCUGAAAGAGAACAGGAGACUGCCUAUGCUGAGGUCGAUCAGCCAGUAGACUGAUUUUUGAUUGGACAUGGAUUUUUCUUCCGGUAGGGAUUUUCUGUUUCCCCUUUUUCCUAAUUUCCUGGUUGUGUUUUUGUAUUUGUUCUCUCUUUCUUGGUUGUGGAAGUUCUUAACAACUUAGAAUGGGUGCGAUUUGAGGGAUUUAUGGUAUCUUAGUGAGUUUGACUGAACUUGGUCUCAUUAAGUUCAACUAGACUUUUCGGAUGGUUUAUGGGCUCUGCAGAGUACACACUUAGUGAUGAUUUAUGGUGCGAGGCGGAAUGCGUCGGUCACCGGUCCCCUCCUGGCUGGGCUUACCUAUGGUUUGGAAGCUUAUUUUAAAUGUUCCUUGUGCACAGCCAUAACAAAAUUACACAAACCCUCCAGCUUCAUCUCUUUGCUGGCCUGCAGACUUGGCCGGUGGAAUAAUUUCAGUCUCUGCUAUGGCAGUAAAGGUCUGUAUUGGACGAAAAAUGCUUCAUGUUAGCAUCUUAAAGUGUGAGCGAUGUUUAUUUUCUCCGGUUUAUAAAUUCUACUAUUUAUGUUUGGGAGAGUGGAGUUGAAAUGCUUAUAUUAUUAUUUAAUAUAUUUUCAACAUUUAGUCC
This is a messenger RNA of Malania oleifera, 3348 nucleotides long. RefSeq names its product delta(24)-sterol reductase. The transcript has 3 exons. Gene Ontology annotation, molecular function: FAD binding; oxidoreductase activity, acting on the CH-CH group of donors, NAD or NADP as acceptor. NCBI's taxonomy places the organism in Eukaryota, Viridiplantae, Streptophyta, Magnoliopsida, Santalales, Ximeniaceae. The coding region runs from base 1061 to 2761 and encodes 566 amino acids. The record is from RefSeq and is a predicted model, not a curated record. Gene Ontology annotation, cellular component: membrane; cytoplasm. Gene Ontology annotation, biological process: steroid metabolic process.